GACUUUUUUUUAAAGAAGUGUUAACAGGUGCCUUUGGCAUGGCCCUCAAAGUUCUCCGGUAGUUAUGCAUUCAGCAAAAGAAAACCCCGCAUCAUGAUAACUCUCUGUCAAAACAAACCACCAAACCAUACGAAACCACACAUACUCUCUCCAUUCGUUUAAGAGAGGCAGACAACACUCAUCUCCCAAAUUCUCUUGAACUUUUCCACUUUGUUGCUGCUUCUUUUCAAAUCAGCCAUGAAUCCCAGCCAUCUAGCAAGAUCAUUAGUCCCGAAUUCAGUGCCGCAGAUCACAUAUGCCUACUAUCUGGUAGCGGCAUGCCUCUUAGCGCUAGCAGUGUAUGCAUUGUGGGGACGAAAGCAGGUCUACCUCAUCGAUUUUUGCUGCUAUCGGCCACCCGACAUGUACCGAAUUCCAAUGUCCACAUUCAUGGAGCACACAGUGCUUAAUGAGGCAUGGGACUCGGCGAGCAUUGAAUUCCAGGAAAAAGUUUUGGAACGUUCAGGGCUCGGAUACGAGACAUGCAUGCCCCCGACCAUUAGUCACUUGCCUGCUGAUCAUUCUGUAACGGGUGGUUUAGAAGAACUCAAAAUGGUGGCCUUUCCCAUAAUCGAAGAAGUACUGACUAGCAAUCGUGUGAGCCCCAAAUGUAUAGACAUUCUGGUGACUAACUGUAGUCUAUAUUGUCAUACCCCCUCGUUCUCGGCCAUGGUGGUGAACCGAUUUGGGAUGAGGAGCAAUGUGAAAACCUUUAGUCUUGCUGGGAUGGGGUGCAGUGCAGGGCUCCUCUCCAUAAGCCUGGCAAGAGACCUCCUCGGGGUGCAUACCAACUCCUUGGCACUUGUGGUCAGCAUGGAGAUCCUUAGCUCUAAUGGCUACACUGGCAAGGAGAAGUCCAUGUUAGUGACCAACUGCCUCUUUCGAAUGGGCGGCGCGGCCAUUCUCCUCUCGAACCGUCGCCAGAACCGGCCCUCCGCCAAGUACAAGCUCCAACAUCUGGUUCGCACCCACAUGGGCGCAGAUGACCGUGCCUACCAUUGCGUCUUUCAGGACACAGACACAGAAGGGGCAGUUGGUGUCGCCCUCUCCCGGGGCCUCCCCCAUGUUGCUGCCAAUGCCCUGCGCACCAACAUUGCCACCCUCGGUCCCCUCGUUCUUCCCCUCACCGAGCAAGCUCGUUAUGCGCUCUCUGCGGCUCGCAAGGCCCUAUGGGCCGCUAAAUCCCAAUUGUACAUUCCAAACUUUGGCAGUGCUUUCCAACAUUUUUGUAUACAUGCUGGAGGUCGGGCAGUGAUCGAUGCGAUAGAGGAGAAUUUGAAGCUUAGCAAAGAGCAAGUGGAGGCAUCUAAGAUGACAUUGUUUAGGUUUGGGAACACCUCGUCCUCGUCGAUAUGGUAUGAGUUGUGCUACUUGGAGGCAAAGGGGAAGGUGAAGAGGGGGGACAAGAUAUGGCAGAUCGCGUUUGGGAGUGGGUUUAAGUGCAACAGCGCGGUCUGGAAAUGCAUUUCGGAUUUGGAGGGGAGACCGGAGAAUGCAUGGUCGGAUCGGAUCGAUCGCUACCCAGUCGAUGUACCCCAAGUCAUAGAACAUUGACCCCUCUCUUUCUCUCUGUCUCCCUACGGUGUGUUUUCAUUACCUUGCCUGUGCUCUGUACUUCCUUUCCCUAUUCUCUCCCUCUCUCUCUGAGGUCUAAAUUAUGAGUGUUAUGUGUAUGAAGGUUGGAAGGUGGUGUUUCUAUGUGGAAUAAGAACCUUUACUUCCAAAGCUCGCUCACUUGGGUAAAUAUGUGUGUGGUUAGACUCCGGGCGUACUUUUGGAAUUUUAUCUAGGAAUAUAUGUUAAAGGGUAGCCCAACAAGUAAACCAUGCGGUAAGAGGAUAUUUCAUGUCCAAAUUUAUCUUGGACUUAUAUUGUUGCUGGAUUUGGUGACUAGGUCAUACAGUCGAAAUUAUCGCGAUGGAUUAUCUAGAGCAGUCAAAUCGGGAUCGAAAGAAAAGACGUU
Molecule: messenger RNA, 2002 nt
Organism: Amborella trichopoda
Lineage: Eukaryota; Viridiplantae; Streptophyta; Magnoliopsida; Amborellales; Amborellaceae
Product: 3-ketoacyl-CoA synthase 7
Biological process (GO): fatty acid biosynthetic process
Cellular component (GO): membrane
Molecular function (GO): acyltransferase activity, transferring groups other than amino-acyl groups
Source: RefSeq, a predicted model, not a curated record